UAACUUAAACUGAACACCCUGCAGUUUUGGCGGCCGCUGGGCAAUGGUCGCGUUGUCUGGCCGCGUUAUUCGCUUAAGAGACGCAAGUCAGGAUGUCUAUCUUGCUGGUAAAACGGGAAAGGCCUCAAAAUCAGUUGAAACAAAACCCGAAACAAACGGUCGUCAAAAGCAGCAGGAUGGAGAGGAUGCAAGGACGGAUUCACUCGAGCCAUUCGUUCGUACAAGUCCCCUGGGGGUGAUUAUGCUGGGAAUGGCUUGCAUCGGCCUAGUGCCCGUGUCUUUCAAUUGUCUGUAUAAGCCGCUUCUGUCCGUGCGUCGAUCCAGCCUGGUGUAUGCUGUGCUGUUGUCUUCCACAUUCUGCGCCUCUUACGCCUUCGUCUUGAAUGAACAGUUAGGACGUGUUCUUAAUCCGAGCACCAAUUGGGAUUCAAGGCUGUUCUCUUCGGAAGCUAUCCAGGCUUUGUUGCCUUGUGCUAUCAGCCCUUGGGUCUGGAUGUGUACAACUAAUUUCCGAAAAUUGAUGUGGGGCUUCGCGGAAUAUGAGCAAACAACGAAAAAAACUAUUUCCUCUGCUAUGGUCACAGAUAAACGUUAA
Molecule: messenger RNA, 595 nt
Organism: Frankliniella occidentalis (western flower thrips)
Lineage: Eukaryota; Metazoa; Arthropoda; Insecta; Thysanoptera; Thripidae
Exons: 5
Coding region: 44-595 (183 amino acids)
Source: RefSeq, a predicted model, not a curated record